This is a messenger RNA of Fragaria vesca subsp. vesca, 1788 nucleotides long. RefSeq names its product cysteine-rich receptor-like protein kinase 3-like. Gene Ontology annotation, biological process: protein phosphorylation. The coding region runs from base 1 to 1788 and encodes 595 amino acids. Lineage: Eukaryota; Viridiplantae; Streptophyta; Magnoliopsida; Rosales; Rosaceae. The record is from RefSeq and is a predicted model, not a curated record. Gene Ontology annotation, molecular function: ATP binding; protein kinase activity. The transcript has 8 exons.
AUGACGUCAGCAAGACACUUCACGAUUUUGUUCAUUGCCACUUUUCUUGUCCAAGCCCUUUCACUAUCUUUGUCACCCGAUGAUGGCUCAGGAAGUUGUGUGCUAAACUUUACAUCCUACCCAUACCAACCAACUGGGGAGUGCAUAAGUCCUGCCAAGCUGAGAAUAAAGGUCUGGGAUAGCUUUACACUUCCAAAUCUCUGCUGUCGAAAUGUGCUCACCACUUUGUCCCAAGCAUUGGCCUGCCAAGCCUUUAGAACGCAGGGCGGUGUCUUUGUUUCCAAUGCGGAAUGGAUUAACUGCACUGGCUCAUUUGUUCGACAAGACGUGUCUGCCGUUCACUGUAGCCUUAAUGAUCUUUACGAUGGCAGCAGCGACUGCUCCAAAGUAAACUUGGCAGAGAUUAAGCAAGGGAAGGAGUACCAAGACGCAUUGAACUUUUGUUCUCAAUUUGGCAAUGCUUCUUCUUCAUUUGAUGCCGUCUGUACCCCUUGCUCCGCUGCCGUGGGAAAUCUUAAGCAACAUUUGUUGGACCGGUAUCAUCAGAAGAAUGAUAACAACAAAACCGAAGAUUCGAUAUGCGGUGUAGCUGCGGUUAUUUCCGUUGCAGCCGGGAACAUUUCGAAUGCUUAUAUUGACGACUACUUUGGGUGUAUGACUAAGUUCGACAAGUUCGAACCAGGUUACUUCAAACUCAAAUAUUCCCUUGUAGAAGCGAUACUUUCGAUCAUGAUAGCCAUCACUGGACUAGUGCUGAUAGUCAUGCUGAUAAAACACGUAACGAAGAAGAAGCCCCUAAAACCGAUUCUCUCAGGAUCAACGACUACUACGUGGUCUGGCCUGUAUAGAUUCUCCAAGGCUGAGAUUGAGAAUGCCAUAAAUUACGGACCUGAAAGAAAGCACCUUGGACGAGGAAGUGCAGGUCAUGUUUAUAAAGGGGUUCUUCCUAGCGGACAAGUUGUGGCCGUUAAGCACAUCAACAAGAGUAACAUAUCAGAUUCUUUCACAAGAGAAGUGGAACAGCUCUCUAGGGUUCGACACCCGAACUUGGUUUGCCUCUUUGGUUGCUGUGUCGAAGACGGCGAGCAAUAUCUUGUGUAUGAAUAUUGCUCAUCAGGGAAUCUGGCUCAACAUCUUCUAAGAAAUGAUCCUGUAUUGACAUGGGAGAGAAGGGUUAAGAUUCUCAGAGACUGUGCGCUUGCUUUGAGGUAUCUACACCACUAUAUUGAUGGCUGCAUAGUUCACAGAGAUAUUAAGCUGACGAACAUCCUUUUGACUGAGAACUUGGACCCCAAGCUAUCAGACUUUGGGUUGGCAAAGAUGUUGGGGAUGGAGGAGAGCAAAGUAUUUACAGAUGUUAGAGGAACAAUAGGGUACAUGGAUCCAGAGUACAUGACCAAUGCCAAAUUAACCUGUGCCAGUGAUGUCUAUAGUUUUGGUAUCGUUACCCUGCAACUUCUGUCAGGGCAGAAAGUGUUUGAGCUUGAUCUUGAUGCGAGAGAUCAACUCACAAGAAAGGCGAAGGAUGUGAGUUUGAACAAGCGUCCACCCGAGGAUCUUGAAGACCCAAGACUAAAUGGAAAUGUCAACAAGGCUGACUUUGAUUCGAUUCUACAAAUUGCAGUACUUUGUGUUGCCAAAUCAAGCAAGGGUCGCCCUACGGUUGACGAUGUCUUUGAAGAGAUGGACAAGGCUUGGAAGAACACUGUAGCAGAAAUGAAGGCACAGAGAGGGAUGAGUUCAUCAGCAACACCAUUGUCUUUAUCUUUAGGAGUGUUGUCGGUGUGA